AUGAUUGGUCGGAGGAUAUUAGCUGCUGCAUUGCUGCCGCUCGCUUGUAUAGCCCAGCAAAUACCAAUCGUUGGUAUUCCUCCAAGCGAUGGGCAAGCUCCGCCUCCAAGAAAGAACAUCAACGAUUUGCAAAGCCAAGGCGGUCCAGAAUGGGACCUGUUUAUCUUGGGUUUGGCGUCAUUACAAGAACAGUCCGAGACUGAUCCCCUUUCUUACUUCCAGCUGAUGGGAAUUCAUGGGGCGCCGUACAAGUCCUGGAAUGGGGUAGAAGGGGUCAAGGCUGGUGGUUACGGAGGUUACUGCUGCCACGGUGACGUGUGCUUUGGACUUUGGCACCGCCCGUUCUUAUCUCUCUAUGAGCAAACACUCAACACGCACGUGCAGAGGAUAGCAGGCAGCUAUCGAGGACAAAACGCAGCCGCAUACCAGGCGGCCGCGCAAAGAGUGAGGUUUCCUUACUGGGACUGGGCGGUCGACGCCAAGCUCCCGCCGUCCGUCACCAUGAAGACCAUCUCGAUCACCACGCCACAGGGCAUACAGACUAUCCGCAACCCGUUGUACAGCUACAAGUUCAGGCGGUCCUUUUCAGAUCUUGGCAUGCCCAACGAUAGCAUCGCGGCGCGGUUCACGGAGACCAAGAGAGGCCCGCAAAACAACGGCUCGGAGAAUAUCGAUGGCAUCAACGCCGAACUUGAGCGAUAUGGCGGAACUCUGAGGAGUCAGGUUUACAAUGUCUUUAGCCAGACCAUAACCUAUGAGCAGAUGGCGACAGAUUCCUUCCCUGGAAGCAGUUUCGAGUCGCCACACAACACAGUCCACAACAUUGCCGGUUCCGGUGGCCAUCUUAUGUGGCUGGACUGGUCGGCUUUUGAUCCAGCCUUCGCCCUACAUCACUGCAACAUUGACAGGCUCGUUGCCCUGUGGCAGGCCAUCAACCACGAGAAGACCGUCUUCAACGGCUCCGUCCGCACAAACGGCCAGUUCGCCACAGCCCCAGGCUCCUUCACCGCCGACUCGCCCCUGAAGCCCUUCUACGCCAGCGCCAGCCCGGGCGACUUCCACACCACCCGCACCGUGGCCGACAUCACCAGGCUGGGGUACACAUACCCGGAGCUGCUUCCGCCGGCAGGUGAGGAUGUCUCCACCAAAGAGGACCUCGGCCGCCUGGUAAGAAGCAGGGUCAACGCACUCUACGGCAACGGCGUGGUGGUCGCCCAGUCCGAAGACGCGCCCGCGGGGAGCAAGUCUGUCCGGAGGAGGGCAGACGGCAUCCCGGAGCGCAAGAUUCGGAACGGCAAGGCGCGCAACAAGGACAGGACCGGGGCGCGGAGGGACUACCAGCUGCUGGUUCAGGCGACGCGCGACCUCCUCGAGCUCCCCUGUCGCAUCCAAGUCUUUGUCGGCGACCAGCCAGUCGGGCAGGUGUCGCUCAUGGCGUCGCCUACCACCGGCGUCAGCUUCUCCGUGCUGCCGCUGGCCGAGGUGCUCGCGGAGCGUGGCAUUGACGACUGGAGUGAGCGUGCUGUGUUACCCAUGCUCGAGAAGGAGCUCAAGGUUGAGGUGCGCACGUACGACGGUACCAAGAUCUCGGCUAGAUCUGUGCCGGGCCUGGAUCUCGAGGUUCAGAGCAGGACUUAUACACCCAAGAAGAACAACUAUGAAUUCCCCAAGUUUCAUACACCCAACAAAGUUUCGAUGCGCGUCGCGGCGGUUUAG
This is a messenger RNA of Pyricularia grisea, 1716 nucleotides long. RefSeq lists its product as uncharacterized. Gene Ontology annotation, molecular function: oxidoreductase activity. The transcript is spliced from 8 exons. NCBI's taxonomy places the organism in Eukaryota, Fungi, Ascomycota, Sordariomycetes, Magnaporthales, Pyriculariaceae. The record is from RefSeq and is a predicted model, not a curated record. The coding region runs from base 1 to 1716 and encodes 571 amino acids.